AUGACAGAUAGAUACAGUUUUUCAUUAACAACUUUUUCACCAAGUGGAAAACUUGUGCAAAUUGAAUAUGCUUUAGCAGCAGUGAACCAGGGAGUAACAUCUAUUGGUAUUAAAGCCAGAAAUGGGGCUGUUUUAGUAACUGAAAAAAAAAGCAAUUCUCCACUUGUUGAACAAGAUACAAUUGAUAAAAUAUCCUGUAUCACGCCGAAUAUUGGCAUGGUAUAUUCUGGUAUUGGGCCAGAUUUUCGGAUUUUAGUAGAUAAAGCACGGAAAGUUGCACAUACCAAUUAUAAAUUGAUUUAUAAUGAAUAUCCGCCAACACGUAUACUUGUGCAGGAAGUAGCUAAAAUAAUGCAAGAAGCAACUCAAUCAGGGGGUAUACGUCCCUUUGGUGUAUCUAUACUAGUAGCGGGAUGGGAUGAACAUAAUGGGCCGUCUUUAUAUCAAAUUGAUCCAUCUGGGACAUAUUUUUCGUGGAAAGCAACAGCAAUUGGAAAAUUUGCAACAUCAGCAAAAACAUUUCUUGAAAAAAGGUACAAUGAUCAGCUUGAGCUCGAAGACGCAAUUCACAUUGCUCUUCUUACUUUAAAAGAAGGAUUUGAGGGUGAAUUAUCAGAGAAUACUAUAGAAAUAGGUAUUGUUGGAUUAUCUAUGACUGAUGAUUUUGAAGCAGAAGAUGCAGAUAAGCCUUAUUUUCAAUUUAGAAAGCUUAAAAAAAGUGAAGUUCUUGAUUAUUUGGAGCAAAUUUGA
Molecule: messenger RNA, 750 nt
Organism: Pneumocystis jirovecii RU7
Lineage: Eukaryota; Fungi; Ascomycota; Pneumocystomycetes; Pneumocystales; Pneumocystaceae
Product: proteasome core particle subunit alpha 2
Exons: 4
Coding region: 1-750 (249 amino acids)
Biological process (GO): ubiquitin-dependent protein catabolic process
Cellular component (GO): proteasome core complex, alpha-subunit complex; proteasome core complex
Source: RefSeq, a predicted model, not a curated record